AUGGAAUUCACGAUAAAUUCGAAAAUCGUUAAAAACGUCCUACAGUUACGAAAACAAAUUGAAGGUUCGGUGGUAAGUGAGAUCCGCAUCACUAACGAUACCUUCUCAUGCUAUGAUAAAGAAGGAAGGAUCGUAGAUCUUAAAUACGAUCAAGGAAUAACUACUGAACCAAUGGAACAAGCCCGGUUAUCCUUGUUCCUUAAUGAUUUAUGGCAAAUGGAGGUCCCAAUGCGAGUUCUUGAUAACGUGAAAGGGGAAACCUGGGAAGAUCAGAUUACAUUGUUAAGGGAUAAGAUUAAAAAUACUUGCCCUGAUCCGGUCAACCUUCUCCAAUAUUAUUACUUAUUGG
Molecule: messenger RNA, 349 nt
Organism: Scutellospora calospora
Lineage: Eukaryota; Fungi; Glomeromycota; Glomeromycetes; Diversisporales; Gigasporaceae
Source: the annotation of a GenBank genome assembly